AUGAUCUCACUUCUAGAUCUACCUGUCGAGAUUGUGCUGCUGAUAAUCGACUGCCUCUUCUCCCAAGUCACCAGAACGGAGCCCGAGAACACUGACGCUUCCAUUGCAACACAAAAAGAUUUGAAUGCGCUUUCACAGACGAACAAAUGGUUCUAUGACAAGUUUGAAACACGGCUGUACAAGUUCAAUGCACAACAUUGCGGCCAAACAUCAUUGGCGUUCGGCGCCUUCCACGGCUAUGAUACUGUGGUUCACAAGUCUCUGGCAGUAGACUCGUCGAAGAUAACGAAUGAUUUGAGGUUUCCAACACACAACUGUCAAGUCUUUCAUUCUCCACUUUGCUGGGCAGUUCAGGGGGGCCACGUCUCUAUGACCAACACACUUCUUCAAUAUGGCGCUGAUCUCCAUCGGGGCUGUAUCCACGAUUGCUGUAAUGUGCACCUUCUCGGCCAGGCCGCAACGAAUGGCCAUUUGGAUAUGAUGAAAGACCUUGUAGGAAGAGGUCUCCGUCCACAAAUCUUGUGGGAAACCAAUUUCGCAAACAUGCUGAAUGACGGCGAACCAGGGCGCAAAGCCACUCUCCGGCUGGCUGCCGAGGGUGGUCAUAUACCGUGUGUUGAUUACACUCUUGCUAUGGAGGAGUAUGAUAACCUCACUUGCAAACAAUACAUACACAGAGUAGCGCUGAUUGUGCCUGCGACAGUGGCAAAUGGUCAUAUAGAAUGUGCCCUGUUUUUGCUCAGCCGCAGUGGUAUCGUUGAGAGAACUGGUUUCUGUAACUGUGGAGUCAAGCCCGCUAGGUCUCUAGUCUCCGAUAUUCCUAAGCUGACUAUGACACUGCAAGAUCCAAAGACCAUGAAGAAGUACGGUCCUAUGCUUCUUUACCUAGGGACUGCUACAGGUUGUUUACCCUUAUUUGAAGAGAUGGUUCGACUGGGUGUCCAUAUUGACACAAGAUUUCACGGGGGCAACACGCCGCUCUGUCUUGCCGUAAUAGAAGCACGAGCACCCGAGGAAAUAAAAAGGUUGUUAGAGCUAGGCGCUGACAUCAAUGUGGAGAACUCGCAGAAUCAGACGCCGCUUUAUAUUGCAAGUCUACUUCGGCUCAAGGGAAUUAUGAAGGUGCUCCUGGAAGAAGGUGCCGAUACUGAAGCACGUGGGACUCGAUCCAGAGUUAUCCAAACACCGCUAUGUCUCGCUGUCACCGGAUUUGGGAUUCCCGUGUCAAAUGCAAGCUAUUCAAGACGGGCCACGCCGUCUCCUAGUAACGAGAUUGUGUCAUUAUUGCUGAAGAAUGGUGCCAAUCCCAAUUACGUCGAUCCGGAGUUUGGGAUAACUCCUCUCUGGCUUGCUGUUCGGCUACGGAGUACGCCAUUUAGUAGGCAUGAUGUUGUGCGGUUGCUUCUUGAGAACGGGGCAAAUCCGAAACUAGCAUCGCGAAACCAGUCAAUCUUGUUCUGGGCUAUAUCACACUGCCAAUACGAUACGAUAAAAAUGCUUCUUGACUGCGGUGCCAAUCCUAACGACUAUGGGCGCAAUUUUGACGGCUCGAAAACCCACCGCUCGAGGAAACCGCUAUCGCCUCUGGCGAAGGCCAUGAGGCUCAAGAAUUAUCGGGUGGCUGAGCUUUUGCUUGACCAUGGUGCAGAUCCUCUUGUGUCAUAUUGGAGGAAGGAGACUUCACUGGUCCAUGCAACAAGAUCUAUGAAUUGUUCGUUCAUUGGGAAGAUGAUUGCCACGGGCCUAGAUGUGAAUGAGUCUGUGAUGGGGGAGACGCCUCUUCACCUGGCUGUCUGGCAAAGUAACAUGGAUGUGGCAGAGUUACUGCUUCGUCGUGGAGCAAACCCGAAUAUCAAGAUUGGGGGGACUUCACGCUAUUCAUCGAAUUCGAUGUUGUGGUGGGCUUCUUGGUGUCCUUCUCCAAGUCGUGCAGCUAUGGUUGAGUUGCUAUGUGCGUAUGGUGCCAGGGAAUUAUAUGACACGGAUGUUUACACCGAUGGACGCACGCCGAAGAUUGUUCCUCCGGUUUCGGGAUAUUUGUAA
Messenger RNA from Penicillium coprophilum, 2043 nucleotides. Its product is annotated as ankyrin repeat domain-containing protein. The coding region runs from base 1 to 2043 and encodes 680 amino acids. The record is from RefSeq and is a predicted model, not a curated record. Lineage: Eukaryota; Fungi; Ascomycota; Eurotiomycetes; Eurotiales; Aspergillaceae. Gene Ontology annotation, molecular function: protein binding. The transcript has a single exon.